UUUUUAGCAUCUUUGAGGCAGGAUUUCCUGAUACCUGAAAUUCAAAACAAGAGAACAACUAGAGUUUCCUCAUUUAGGCUACAUGUAACUUGUGCUGUAGAGUUGACCCUCCACAAAAUAUUUAGCAUUCUUAUGAGUGAUGGAGGAAAUCUAUGUAAAUGUUGAAUAUGACAAAUCUGUUGACUCAAAGCCAUCACAAAAUCAGACAGGUCCCAGGAGCUCACAGAGAAGAUUUCACGGAGCUGUUCUCUCUCUGGGGCUGCUGAGUGUUUUCCUGCUGGCUGGGCUCAUCUACCUUGGUGUCCACUACCAUUAUUCAGCCGCAAAACUCUCCACUAUCAAAGACAACCUCACGGAGCGUCUCCAGACCAGUAAUACCAAGCUUUCUUCCCUGAUGGAAGAGAAAGACCUGCUGAAUGACAGCCUCGUUGAAAUGACUAAAGAGUUGGAAAGGCUUCAGGGUUUGUCCAAACAGAAGAAAACCUGUCCUGAAGGAUGGAGGAUAUCCUGUGUUACCUGUUAUUUCCUCUCUGAUAAGUCUGGUUCUUGGGAUAAAGGCAGAGAGGACUGUAAAGGCAAAGGAGGAGAUCUGGUGGUGAUAGACAGCACUGAAGAACAGAGGUUUCUCUAUACAUUAACCAAUGAAGACACAUGGAUUGGUUUGAGCGACCGAGAAGAGGAAGGGACCUGGAAAUGGAUAGAUGGAACUCCAAAGACUCUGACGUACGGAGCAGUAUGGCAGUCUGAUAAUGGUGGUGGAGAUCCACGUUGGGGCGAAGAGGAUUGUGCACAUUUGAUGCCUUACACCAAUGAGUGGAAUGACCGGUCCUGUGAAACUUCUUUGCGAUGGAUCUGUGAGAAAGUAGCCUAAAAUCGGUGUAUGUUUUAAGAGUCUACAUUUGAUAAUGCCUUUUCAAUGUAUGCUAUAAUAAUGCAAGGUGUUUAGAAAUUAUUGUUCUUGUAUGUAGACAUGAGAUCAUGCUGUAGCAAUGUCUCUUAGUUACAGUUCAUCCAAUUUAUCAAAGCCUUUUUCUGAUGUAAAGGUUGUAAAGAUCA
This is a messenger RNA of Micropterus salmoides (largemouth bass), 1056 nucleotides long. RefSeq names its product CD209 antigen-like protein E. The record is from RefSeq and is a predicted model, not a curated record. The coding region runs from base 140 to 871 and encodes 243 amino acids. NCBI's taxonomy places the organism in Eukaryota, Metazoa, Chordata, Actinopteri, Centrarchiformes, Centrarchidae. The transcript is spliced from 6 exons.